Molecule: messenger RNA, 2921 nt
Organism: Rhinichthys klamathensis goyatoka
Lineage: Eukaryota; Metazoa; Chordata; Actinopteri; Cypriniformes; Leuciscidae
Gene: pld7
Product: phospholipase D family, member 7
Exons: 11
Coding region: 209-2545 (778 amino acids)
Molecular function (GO): catalytic activity
Source: RefSeq, a predicted model, not a curated record
CUUUUCUUCACUGUACCGCACUGUGUGAGCUGUAGUUCUGCAGCCACGUCGCAGACCGAUACAGCAUCUCCUUUACCAAAGUAUCCGCCUGGGAUCGACUACAAGUUUACCACCUCGUACAGAUCGUCAUACGUUUUGUUUUUACCGUUUUAUUUUUGAAAAUAGUUACUCGUUACGGAUAAGUUGAGAAUAGUUAUCGCCUGUGGUCAUGGAACCAGAGGAUGUAUAUUUUAGAUCACCAGAACAAUUGAUAGAUGAGGAGGCGAAUGAGAAAGCAACAUCCGAGAGGAAGGAGGAUGGAGAGGAAUCCCGUAAAGCAGGGAGACCACCGUUGUCCCGCAUCCCUACCUUUCAAAGCUCAAUGGGCCGCAAGCGAGUCACCAUCCAGAGUGCAGAGUCAUCACUGAAGAUGGAUGGAUCCAGCCAGCAGGGCCAAAAAGAGAAAGCUGGUUCUACAGAGGCUGGAAGAGGCAAAAUGCCAGUAUCUGGGGGGAGAGAAAAAGCACUGCCCAUCCCAUCGGCUCGUUUACCCACAAGCCUUGCUGAUGUUCUCUUUGAAGGUGAUAUCUCGGAUCACACCUCCACUCUUUUAGCUCCGAAAAUAGAUCAAUCCCUUGAUCAAACGCCUGAGAUUACAAAAGACUCUGAUCAGGAUGACAUGUCACUGCAGCGACCCCCACUCAGGGACAUCUAUGAGACCAAUGAUCUCGUCGCAAAGCCUGUUUCUGAAUUUGAAACUGCAAGUGCAGAGAACAUCUCAGAAGAUGAGCAGAUGUCGGCACAGGAUGAUGUUGUAGAGGAUCUGAGCUCGGGCUCCUCUGAUGAUCAACUCGAGGCCUCGGCUCAAGCUUGUGAAGAAACUUUGAGUGAGGAAAAAGGAAGUGUAUCCCAAUCACUUUGGACAGAAGAAAAUCGUGUCACAGAGAACAAUGUGAAACAGUGCUUUGUUUCAGAUAAGGGUGAUGGAUCCGCACUUAGUGGUCAGGAUGAAACCGCUAAGAUGCAGAAACCUUUAGAUAGUAAAAAAUGCAUUGAAGAAACACGACAGGGAACCAAAACUGGCAAUACUAGUCCCACAAAACACACCCAGGCCAAAAUGUUUACACCCUCAAAGCAGACAAAAGGAAGGAGCUUUUUCCUUUUCUGUCUCGUGCCCUCCAUUCUCCUUCUUUUGGGUGGAUUUGCAUCGCAUAUCUUGCAGUAUGGAGUCCCUAAAUCCAUGUCACACCUGAUGUCACAACUGGAGCUUCACUGUCUGGAAAGUUUCUGGAUGCCUCAAGAGACGUGCAUCUCUGACUGUAGGCUCACUCUUGUUGAGAGUGUCCCAGAGGGCCUCAGCUUCCCUUCAGGCUCACCACACCUGCCAAGCAUUUCAGAGACUUGGACUAAUCUACUAAACAGAGCAAACAGCUCUGUUCACAUUGGUGCUUUCUAUUUCACACUCCGAGAUUCAGACCUGGGCCUUACGGAGCCCUCGUCUGUGCUGGGCAAAAAAGUGUUUAACCAACUGAAGCAGCUGGAACCAAAAGGAGUGAAGUUGAAGAUUGCAGUGAACGCCCCUCAGCCAUACAUUGCAGACACAGACGAACUGGUAGCAACAGGGGCUGACGUCAGGGGAGUUGACCUGCAGAGCAUCACUGGAGGCAUUUUGCAUACCAAACUGUGGGUUGUGGAUAAGAAGCAUAUAUAUUUAGGGAGCGCAAACAUGGAUUGGCGUUCUCUUACCCAGGUGAAAGAGGUUGGAGUGACUGUGGAAGACUGCAGCUGUCUAGCACAGGACGCUUCACGGAUAUUUGACGUGUACUGGGACAUUGGAGCUCAGAAGAAUGGAUCUCUACCUGCUUUCUGGCCAGGCCGGUUCUCCGCCCUCUCCAGUUCUAAGUACCCAUUAGCUGUUAAAUUCAACGGUGUCCCUGCACGUGUCUAUUUGUCUAGUUCCCCUCCUCCUUUAUCACCAUAUGGCCGUUCUGAUGACCUCUCAAGCAUCCUGUCAGUGAUUGCUGAUGCUGAGCGCUUCAUUUAUGUGUCUGUGAUGGACUACCUUCCCAUGUCCCAGUUCACGGAGCCCAUUCGGUUUUGGCCUGUCAUCGACUCGGCCCUUCGUGAGGCUGCUUGUACCAGAGGUGUUGAAGUGAAGCUGUUGGUCAGUUGCUGGAGUCACUCUCCUGGUGCCAUGUUUGUCUUUCUUCAGUCUCUGUCAGUCCUCAACAAGCCCCCUCUGAGCUGCAACAUUCAUACUAAAGUUUUCGAGGUGCCCUCAACACGAGAGCAGCAGAGGAUUCCGUUUGCACGUGUCAACCAUGCCAAGUACAUGGUGACUGAUCGAGUUGUUUACAUUGGAACUUCCAACUGGUCUGAGAAUUACUUCACCCAGACGGCAGGGGUUGGGCUUGUUGUGAAUCAGACAGGUUCUGCAGUGGGGCAGGGCCAGCAUACUGUUCAGAGCCAGUUGCAGAAGAUUUUCCAGAGGGAUUGGCAUUCAGAAUAUGCCCAACCCAUCACUGACGUUCACGCAGAACAUUGUAGCGGAAAAAAGCUUACAUAAUGUAUCAUGCUCUUUAUUUGUUAUGUUGCUAAGCAUUAUGAUUCAAAAAACCAAAACAUCAAAAACCAAAAACUCUUCCCUGCGGCAUUCCUGCCUACUGAUAACUUAUUUAUGUUUUAUGUAUUUGCCAAAAGGAUGCUGUGCAUUUUUAAUGUUUGUUAUAAAUAUGACAUUAAUUCUCUUUUUUUUUUCUCCAUCAAGUGCAUUUAUUGUAUAUUUGCAUUAUGUGACAUUUGCCAGAAUAAGGACAAGGUCCUUGAGCAAGCACUGAUCUAUGAUGUUGAACUGGUUAAACAUGCAUGUCAAUAAAAUGUUGUAAUAGGUGCCUUGGCUGUAAAGUUUGUUUUCAAAAUAAAACUACUUUUCAGUAAGAAAA